Messenger RNA from Panonychus citri (citrus red mite), 531 nucleotides. RefSeq names its product ADP-ribose pyrophosphatase, mitochondrial-like. NCBI's taxonomy places the organism in Eukaryota, Metazoa, Arthropoda, Arachnida, Trombidiformes, Tetranychidae. Gene Ontology annotation, molecular function: ADP-ribose diphosphatase activity. The coding region runs from base 1 to 531 and encodes 176 amino acids. The transcript has a single exon. The record is from RefSeq and is a predicted model, not a curated record.
AUGAAAAAGAUCAACACUCGAGUCUCAGAAUUGGAACGGAUGAUGACCCUUUCUCAUGUUUAUCUUGAGAAUAUAAAACAUAUUUCAUCUCUUAAAUUCGGCAACCUUGAUUCCGAAGCCUAUGGAACAACAUCCUCGUCGUCAGGAGUAACAGGAAAACCUUUUCAUCAUAUUUUAUCUCGACAAAGUCCAUAUCCUGGUACUCGAGUUCAACGGAUUCCAGUUCCAGAUAAAUAUGUUCCAUGGGAGGUUAUGUGGAUUGACUAUGAUCCAGUCGCUUAUACCAAACAAAAAAUGGACUUUGGAGCAAACUUUCAAUCGGAUGUCGAUGAAGAUAUACUUUUCCUUCGAGAAUAUAAUAUUGAACAAGUGACCUCAAAGUUACCCGUUUUAAACUGGAACAGUGUAUCAACCAAUCCUGCUGGAAUAACAAUCGAUCGUACUUCAUGGAUUAAGAAAGAUGGUUGUACCAAUUUAGUUUAUUCUUUAGACGCUGGAUACCUCGAAAUCCAUUCGGUCGAACUGGUUUAA